This is a messenger RNA of Sapajus apella (tufted capuchin), 5674 nucleotides long. It is a transcript of the gene URB2, whose product is annotated as URB2 ribosome biogenesis homolog. Gene Ontology annotation, biological process: ribosome biogenesis. The record is from RefSeq and is a predicted model, not a curated record. Bases 203 to 4774 code for a protein of 1523 amino acids. NCBI's taxonomy places the organism in Eukaryota, Metazoa, Chordata, Mammalia, Primates, Cebidae. Gene Ontology annotation, cellular component: nucleolus. The transcript has 10 exons.
GUCGGGCGGAAGAAGCGCGGGGGCCGGGCCCACGUGGUGGGGCUGCGGGACCAGGACAGUCGCCGCAGCUGUCGCCGCUGUCCUCCGUCGUCUACCCAGGGCUGUCUCGAGCUGAGCCCCCUACCGGGCCUGGGUCCCGAGGUGAGUCCCUACCCUCGGUGAGCUCUCUACCUGGAGCCAGGUCCCGAGAUAACUUGUAGCAAUGGCUGCUGUUUAUUCUGGCAUUUCCCUUAAGCUUAAAAGCAAGACAACUUCCUGGGAAGAUAAACUAAAACUAGCUCACUUUGCUUGGAUUUCUCAUCAGUGCUUUCUUCCAAAUAAAGAACAAGUAUUACUUGAUUGGGCAAGACAAUCAUUGGUUGCAUUUUAUAAGAAGAAACUUGAACUGAAGGAAGAUAUUGUUGAAAGGCUUUGGAUCUAUAUAGAUAACAUUUUACAUAGCAGAAAAUUGCAGAAUCUCCUCAAGAAUGGAAAGACCAUUAAUCUUCAGAUUUCCCUAGUCAAGAUCAUAAAUGAGAGAAUAGCUGAGUUCUCUCUUUCGGGAUCCCAAAGAAACAUCUGUGCUGUCCUUCGAUGCUGCCAGGGCAUCCUGUCAACACCUGCCCUUGCUGUCAUCUACACGGCCAAACAGGAGCUGAUGGUGGCCUUACUGAGCCAUCUUUGCUGGUUGGCCUGCAGGCAACCAGAAGGAGCCGUGGUAGCCCAGUUGUUUGAGGUCAUUCACCUGGCCCUGGGCCAUUACCUUUUGAUCCAGCAGCAGCAGGUCAACCCAAGACGUGCCUUUGGGGAUGUGACUGCUCACCUGCUCCAGCCAGGCCUGGUCCUGAGGCACUUACUCUCCGGGGGCACAUGGUCACAGGCUGGUCAGGGCCAGCUGAGGCAGGUGCUGAGCCGGGACAUCAGGAGUCAGAUUGAGGCCAUGCUCCGAGGAGGAGUUUUUCAGCCUGAGCUGCUGUCAUCCUAUAAGGAGGAGCUCUUGGACCAGCAGCAAGGGGAUACGAAGACAGGAGCCAUGAAGAACCUUUUGGCUCCCAUGGACACUGUGCUUACCAGGCUGGUCGAUGCUGGCUACUGUGCAGCAUCCCUUCAUACCUCUGUUGUGGCCAACUCAGUGGCCUUGUUGUAUAAGCUCUUUCUAGAUUCUUACUUCAAGGAGGGAAACCAGCUUCUCUGCUUCCAGGUUCUCCCCAAGUUGUUUGGCUGCUUGAAGAUUUCACACCUGCAGGAGGAGCAGAGAAAAUCCCUGUCCACAUCAGAUUGGACCACAGAACUUUUGGUUGUGGAACAGCUACUAAACUCAGUGGCCAACAACAAUAUCUACAACAUCGCUGCUGACAGGAUUCGGCACGAAGAGGUUCAGUUCCACUUUUACCGCCGUGUGGCUGAGCUGCUGAUAAACCAUGCACAAGCACCCAUACCGGCCUGGUUCCGCUGCCUGAAGACUUUGAUGUCACUGAAUCAUUUGAUUUUGGAGCCAGACCUGGAUGACCUGCUGGCUUCAGCUUGGAUAGAUGCAGAAGUAACAGAGUUUCGAACCAAGAAAGCCCAGGACGCGCUUAUUCAUACUCUCUUCCAGACUUAUGCCAAACUCCGACAAGUGCCACGGUUGUUUGAAGAGGUUUUGGGGGUGAUCUGUCGUCCAGCUGCUGAGGCACUGAGGCAGCCUAUGCUGGCCUCAGGCCCGUCCACGGUGCUCUGUGCGUGCCUCCUGGAGCUGCCUCUGAGUCAGAUCCUGGACACGUGGUCCCUUGUGUUGGAGAAGUUCCAGUCUUUAGUCUUGCCCUAUUUGGAGAAUGAUGCUGACCUGGCCCUGAAGUCACUGUCACUGAGCUCGCUGCUGCAUUGCAUCAUGUUCAACAUGAGGAGCCUGGACAGCAGCACGCCCCUGCCCAUCGUCAGACGGACACAGUGCAUGAUGGAGAGGAUGCUGAGGGAGCUCGUGCAGCCCCUCCUGGCCCUUCUAGACCCCCCAGGCCCAGAGCUUGAGCUGUGGCUACAGAAGGUCAGUGACUCUGCACUCCUGCUCGCUUACACCUGGGCCCAGGUGGAUGCUAUGUUCAGUUUGAACUGUAGCCAAUAUCACUCUAUGUCUGGGGCCCUUACAGGUGUUGCCCUGGAGAUCUCGGACCACCCUUCAUUGCUCCCAGGUGUAGAAACACAGCAUUGGAAGAAGAUAGAGAAGUUUACAGCUCAGUUCAACUCUCUUGGUAGAUACUGCUUAGAACAGCUGUACUUGCAGAAAAUGAAAAGAACUUUAAUGCAAACUAGUUUCCGGUCUGAAGAAGCCCUCCGAAGUUUGAGGUGUGAUGCUGCCUUUAUUAUUGGUUCUGGCAGAAAAAACUUGAAUCAAAGAACGAUGGCUUCCUGGGACAGCCAAGUAGGGACGGUGAGUGCACUCACGUACCCUGUAGCACACUGGCACUUGAUUGUGUCAAAUCUCACCAUUUUAAUAUCCUAUCUGUGUCCAGAUGAUGUGAGAUACCUGGCCAGUGUCCUGCUGAGAACUUUACCAAUGGGCAGAGCCCAGGGUGGCUCAAUAGAUGAAGAGCCGUACAUCACACUGCAAAAAAUAUCUAGAGCCAUCCUUAACAGCCCUCUCUUUCCAGAGAUGCAGUCCCUUCAUUCUGCCUUCUUAAUGUGUUUAGCCACAAGAUGUUCCAGCAUUCUGUGUUCUGGUGCCCAGUGUGACUCAGGUCUUGUCAGUCAGCAGCUUCCCUGGCUUUUUGAAAAGGACCACAUGGUUGUGGCUCAUUGGGAAAACAGAUUUGCAAAAGUUGGACCCGAAGGUAUAGAACCUAGAGGAGAAAUUGCCCAGAACAUACUAUCCCUGGUCAAGAGUGACUUCCCCAUCCAGCUGGAGGGAGAACAGUUGGAAAGCAUCCUGGGGUUUUUGGAAGUAAUGUCUACUUUACAGCUGGACAGCCUCUUGCCGCCCUAUCAUGUGCAUUAUUUUCUUCUGUUACUGUCCAUGGCUGUCGCCAAACUAGGAUGCUCUUGCUCCUCCUCAUUGGCUCUCAAGUUCUUGACGACUUGCUACCAGCUUCUUGGUUACCUGCAAAGGGGGAAAAGUGUUCGGUCUGUGUUCAAGAUCAUGUAUAUUAGUGAUAUUUUUGAGAUUGUACUGACCUCAUUGUUCAGAGCUAGUAGUAGAUUCCCUAUUGAGAUGGAUGAUCCUGCUUGGCUGGAAUUCCUCCAAGUGAUAGGAACAUUCUUAGAGGAGCUAAUGCAGAUGCUCAUCCAAAUGAAGCUGAGCUUGGUGCUCAAUUUUAGAAAAAUCACCGCGUUCCUCUCUAGUUCCAAACCACACAUGGAGGCAGCUUCUGGCAAACAGUUGGAAAAUCAGAACCCUCAGGGCAGGCAGCUCCUUCUGGUGUCUUUAACCAGGUUGUGCCAUGUCCUGGGACCUUUCCUCAAAGAGCAGAAGCUGGGCCAGGAGGCCCCAGCAGCUCUGUCUGAGCUGCUGCAGCAGGCCAUGCUGCAGACAGGAGCUGUGCUGCAGCUCUGCUCAGUGCCAGGGGCCCAGGGCUGCUGCCUUCCCUCGGUCCUCAUCUCAUCUGUCAGCAUGCUCUUGGAAGCCGACCUGGGCCAGCACUGCAGGGAUGGAGAGGCCAACAUUUCCCAAGUAACCGACGGGACACUGCUCUCCCAUGCUGCCCUCUACCAGGGUGUUUACUCUCAGAUACUGUUGGAGUUGCCAGCUCUUGCAGGACAUGAUCAGUCUUUUCAGGCAGCCUUGCAGUUUUUGACUCUGUUCUUUUUGGCCCCAGAACUCCAUCCCAAAAAGGACUCCGUGUUUACCUCCAUGUUUCAUUCUGUGAGAAGAGUUCUUGCAGAUCCUGAAAUUCCUGUUCAGGUCACUCAGGAUAUUGAGCCUCAUUUGGGAGCCUUGUUCACCCAAAUGUUAGAGGUUGGGACAAUAGAGGACUUGAGGCUGGUGAUGCAGUGUGUUCUCCAGGGACUGGAUGUCAGUAACAUGUGGAAAGCAGAUGUGCAGGCUGUUGUGUCAGCUGUUACAUUGCUGAGGCUGCUACUGAACUGCCCAUUCAGUGGAGAGAAAGCAAGUCUGUUGUGGUGUGCAUGUCCCCAGAUAGUCACAGCUUUAACACUCCUAAACCGAGAAGCUUGUCAGGAGCAGCCUGUGUCCCUGAUGGUGGUCGAGCCUGUCCUAGACGUCCUGGCUGCACUGCUGCGGCAGGGGGAGGAGGCCAUUAGCAACCCCCACCACGUCAGCCUGGCCUUCAGCAUCCUGCUCACUGUCCCUUUGGACCAUCUGAAGCCUCUGGAGUAUGGAAGUGUCUUCCCGAGGCUGCACAACGUGCUCUUUUCAAUCCUGCAGUGUCACCCUAAGGUAAUGCUGAAAGCCAUCCCUUCUUUCUUGAACUCUUUCAAUAGAUUGGUGUUUUCAGUUAUGCGCGAAGGGCGGCAGAAAGACAAAGGAAGCACAGAUGACCUGCCCAUGGUCCUGAAGUGUGCACGCCUGGUUGAAAGGAUGUACAGCCACAUUGCCGCACAAGCUGAGGAGUUCACUGUGUUUUCCCCAUUUAUGGUGGCCCAGUACGUGUCGGAGGUACAGAAGGUGACCUUAUAUCCAGCGGUGAAAAGUCUGCUGCAGGAGGGCAUUUACCUUAUCCUGGACCUCUGCAUCGAGCCUGACGUCCAGUUCCUGCGGGCCUCGCUGCAGCCGGGAGUGAGAGACGUCUUUAAGGAACUCUAUAAUGACUAUCUCAAGUACCACAAGGCCAAACAUGAAGGAGAGAAAAGAUAUACCGCCUAAGGCCAUGGGACAGGAGUGCCGCCAGGGAUAUUGUUCCGAGUGAGGCUUUGUUUGGCCUUGUGGUCUGAAAGAGCUGGAGAAUGAAAGACUUAAGAUGUUCUAAUUUGUAAUAUUGGUAUGCAUGGAAAAUCCUUUGGGGUUUAUGUGGUAUAUUUUGAUGUAUUUUAUAUCAUGUUUUUCUUACUAUUUUUUAAUACAUAGUUUUAUACAGUAAGUAUUACAGUAGAAUCAUGAAAAUAGACCCUGGAAUGAGAUUAAUUCAAUAGAAAAAUAUCUUACUCUCAGGACCUUUCUGUGUUUGGUUCUAGUCUUGGCUCAGUAGUUUGGUGUUCCUAGUCCACACUAGGAACUAUGUAAAACUUGGCUUUUUACUUUGGGUACAUGGGUCUGUAAUUCAUCCCUGUUUAAAUAUCUUUGCCUUUCAAAUUCUUCAAGUCACAUGGGACGUAUUCUUGAAAUGCCACUUUUUCUGCCUUCCCUCUAAGUAUGCUUUCUGAAGAAGCUGGGGGGAGUUAAGAGUCUGUGGCCUGAGCUGUCUGUUCUGGGCAGGGAUAGCGGGCACCUCAGGCAGGUGGGCGAUCUUUAGCACGGGUGCCGGGGUCUUGCCUGUUCCUCCUGUGUUAGCCCUGGGAAGUUCAUUUAGGAAUUUUUUUUUUUUUUUCCUAUUCAGUUUAAGAAAUAAUCCUAAUGGUUUUUCCUUAUUACCUAAGCAGUAUAUUUUUACUAUAGCAACCUCAGAAAAGAAAAAUAAAGGCAUAAUUUAAAAAAUGCACUCAUAGUCUCAGUUUCCCAGACCACCUCUGUUGUCACCUUGGAGUGUCUUGUUUUAGUCCUUUUACUAUGUGUAUGUAUAUAGCUGUACAUAGAAAUAAAUAAAUUUUAGCUAAAUUGGUUCAUAAA